GAUCGAAAUCUCUAUUUCACGAAUUAUUCCCAACACAUCGACCUUGCUAGUGGGAUUAUAUAUUUCUGCAUCGCAGAUGUCAUCGAUUUUCAAGCCUAUACCAUUUACUACUUCCUUACCUAUAAUAUUACAAUUGGCACCGGAUUCUAGUAUAACUGUUACUGGUACUUUGUUAAUUUUGCAAGAUGAAAUUCUCAUCAAUUUACAAGAGAAUGAUAAUAUAACCGUAUCGCUAAUAGAAUCAGUGAAAAAAUUAUCAAUAUUGAUCAAUGGUAAGGAUACAGAAGUAGUUUGUGACUCGGGUUCAGAAUGUCCAAUUAUCACUUAUGAGAUUGCGAAAAAAUUGG
This is a messenger RNA of Acaulospora morrowiae, 347 nucleotides long. The record is from the annotation of a GenBank genome assembly. Lineage: Eukaryota; Fungi; Glomeromycota; Glomeromycetes; Diversisporales; Acaulosporaceae.